Xenia sp. Carnegie-2017 is the source of this 1058-nucleotide messenger RNA. RefSeq names its product sorting nexin-29-like. Gene Ontology annotation, molecular function: phosphatidylinositol binding. The transcript is spliced from 7 exons. The record is from RefSeq and is a predicted model, not a curated record. The coding region runs from base 98 to 760 and encodes 220 amino acids. Lineage: Eukaryota; Metazoa; Cnidaria; Anthozoa; Malacalcyonacea; Xeniidae.
GACCUGUUCGUUUUUGCUCUUUAGUGAAAAUGAUUUGCUCAAACACCAACUAAAGAAAUACGUGGGUGCUGUUCAAUCGUUGAAAAGAAAUGACAUUAUGGAAGAAGCUCCAGAAAAUGAAAGACUUUCUUCUAUCAUUCUUUCUCCGGAAUCUGACGUCGACGAAGUGAGAAAGGAAGAAAACAAAGAUUUUGAGCGGAAGUUGAUCCAAGUCGCUGAUAUGCAUGGCGAACUUAUUGAACUCAAUGAAAGACUACAAAAAAUGUUGAAUGUUCGUGAAUGUCAGCUAAGAAUAUUAAAAGAAGAGCUUGUCAAUCUUAGAGGACCGCUUCCUCAGGACAAUAAUCAUGAUGAAUGUUUAUAUUUGACGGAGUUUGGUCCAAAUUUCAUGUCUGUCAAUACUCGUCCUUUAAUUAACAUUUGGAUUCCAUCUGUUUUUGUACAAGGAAAGUCUCCAAACAUUCACCAUUCUUAUCAGACAAGCAAGCAGUUUAAACCUGUUGCACAAUUCACGUUUCCCGCGAAGAAAAUUAUUGGAAAUCGUGACGUCAAUUUUGUGGAAACACGUCGAAAACAAUUGGAAAAUUACUUGAGAAAAUUGAUCAAUUAUAGUCUGGGUGCUGUUCCAGAGUUAGGUGAAAAUCCUUGCAAGAGUUCUUUGUUCAAAUACUUUCCAUUUUUCAUGCAAACUUCAACGGUAUCAUCUGUUUCAACGACGACAACGACAAAACAAACUGUUCCUUCUGCACAUAAUGGUUAAAAUGUAAAAUUGUAGGAUGUCUGUCAAAAAAACAGAGCAUAGAAAUUGUAUAAGUUCUAUUGUAUAUAUAUAACAUACAUAUAGUUCAGUAUAUAUAAAUAUAAUAUGUCUACAAAGUAGAAGAAUUUCCUGAUGCAUCAACUUCAAGGACUCUUUAUUGUAUGUGUUGUACACAGAUAUAAUUUGUCAGUAUUUGCUACUAUAUAAUAGUACAUCAUACUGGGUUUUAACAAGUUAAAACAUAAUAUUUAACUUGAAAUGAAAACAAUCGUAUAUUAAAUACAUCACACGAAACCUA